UUUGCCGUUUGGAUAUUGUUGUCCAUUCGUCAGGAGGUCUUUAGUGCAAUCGACGGACUUACAACUGAACAAUCCACGCCAUUAGAAACGUGUUAUUACUAUACGGCCGUCAAGAGCCAUCAUUUAGAGACCUUAGGACCCAAUCCAGAAUCUCCCGCCUUCCCAUUUCUCUUCCUUUCCUUACUCUCCGUGGAUCUCAACCCGUCAUGGCGCGUCGAAGUUACGGUCCGUCGCUCCUGUUCAUAGUCGUGGCGCUAGUUCUACUAGACACUCUUGGGUGCGCUGAAGGGGGUAUAACGAUGCGAUGGUCCAAGAAGUUCAAAGCCGCUCGAGUGAAGCUCCCUCCUGCGAAGCUAUUCCCGAGGACGGACAAGAAGAACCGGCUCGCGCGCGCCACCAAGCGGUACGAGGGCCAGGCGGCAGGCCCGGAGAGCAUCGCGUGGGACCCUAACGGAAAGGGGCCCUACGUGAGCUUCAGCGACGGGCGAAUCAUGCGACGCAAGGACGACGACAGUGGCUGGGAGGAGUUCACGUACGCGUCGCCGCUGCGAACUGCGGCGCAAUGCGACUCCACGAAAACCAACCCGAAGCUGGAAACCACCUGCGGGCGACCGCUCGGCCUGGCGUUCCACCCUACUACCGGGGACCUCUAUUUCGCGGAUGGGUAUUUCGGACUGCAUAAAGUCAGCUCCGCGGGAGGCCAGGCGACGAAGCUCGUAGACGAACUCGACGGGAGGAAAUUUAUGAUGACGAACGACCUAGAUAUUGACGUGGACGCGAACGUCGUGUAUUUCACGGACGGCAGCUCGCGAUGGUACCGGCGGGAUUUCCUGCCGUUGACGCUGGAGGGGCGACGCGACGGACGGUUCAUGAAGUACGACAUCGCGAGCGGCGAAACGACCGUGAUUGACGGCAAGCUGGGGUUCGCUAACGGCGUGGCGAUCUCGCAGGACAAGACGUUCGUCGUGUACUGCGAGACCACCUACCUCAGGUGCCACCGGUACUGGAUUCGAGGGCCCAAGACCGGACAGAAGGAGGUGUUUGUGAAUCUACCCGGGUACCCGGACAACCUCAGCCUCAACCCCAGGGGAAGGUUCUGGAUCGCACUCAACUCCAGGCGCUCCCCCACAGCAACUAUUGCAUCUCAAACCCCGUUUCUCCGGGAGCAGUUUGUGGAGAACAAGAUUGGUUACAAGAUUGUUUCAGCAACGCAGGAGCAGAGGGCUAGCGGCAUUGUGGUGGAGGUGGAUGAGAAUGGUAAGAUUACCAACCUGCUCGAGGAUACGAAGGGGAAGGUGGUGAAGGAUGUGAGUGAAAUAGUGGAGCACGACGGGAAGCUGUGGAUGGGGUCAGUUAUUGAGAACUACAUAGCUACCCUCAAAUGGCCGUAGUGAUUCUCCAUCGACUUGAAUAGGAAAAGCUUGGAAGUGUGACACUUGGGAACCCAAGUGUUAUGAAAUAUAACUCAGAGUAUAGUGCAGAAUACUGUAGGUUGACUACAAAUCCUGUCAAUACAAAUGAGUCCUAGGGCUUAUAUAGUGCUAGUUGAUCAGAUUGAAACUCGAGAGUUGGACCUGCCAAGGGCUCGAUAGUCCCGAGGGUGACAGGGUCAACUUGGGUUCGGGAUGCCUCGUUAAUACAUUCGGGGCCGAUUAGCUCAGCGAGGGUGGUUUGAUGUGAGAUUUGAGGGCCGAGGCUGCGAACGUGCACUGUUCACGGUCCUCGCUGUGGCCAAACCCGGUAAGGAUUCGUGGAAUCCUUACACCGAGCAGUACUAAUACAAUUGCACAUAUUAG
Closterium sp. NIES-67 is the source of this 1796-nucleotide messenger RNA. The record is from the annotation of a GenBank genome assembly. NCBI's taxonomy places the organism in Eukaryota, Viridiplantae, Streptophyta, Zygnematophyceae, Desmidiales, Closteriaceae.